This is a messenger RNA of Penicillium brevicompactum, 1260 nucleotides long. RefSeq lists its product as uncharacterized. The record is from RefSeq and is a predicted model, not a curated record. Bases 1 to 1260 code for a protein of 419 amino acids. The transcript has 2 exons. NCBI's taxonomy places the organism in Eukaryota, Fungi, Ascomycota, Eurotiomycetes, Eurotiales, Aspergillaceae.
AUGUCUACAGCAGCUACUAUAUCGAUUGCAGAGACUUGUGCAAUUUCAAAAUCCUUUCCGCUCAAACAAUUUGCUUCCUAUUCACCAAGACAUUCAUUACCCGCAGUAUGGAUGCGCUCGGGGACCUCCAAGGGCCUUUUCCUCCAUCGACACGACCUGCCCGACGCAAUGGAAGAGUGGGCUCCCAUCUUGUUGUCAGUCAUGGGAUCAUCGGGAUCCAGGGGGAAACAGAUUGAUGGAAUCGGUGGUGCCACUUCAACUACUUCGAAGGUGGCAGUGAUCGCAAAAUCUACUCGGCCAGGCAUCGAUGUGGACUACACCUUUGUCCAGGUUGCACCCGACCAAGCAAAGAUCGAUAUGACAGGAAAUUGUGGAAAUAUAGCAUCUGGAGUAGGUCCAUUCUCCUUGGAUGAGGGACUUGUUGUGGCAAUGCCAGACCAAAGUGAGAUCAAUGUUCGCAUCUUCAAUACAAAUACUCAGCAGACCAUUUUGGAGACUAUCCAGCUCUCCCCAGGUGGCCAGUUCCGAGAAGACGGGAUAUGCCACAUCCCCGGUGUGGAGGGAACUUCUAGUCCUAUCAAGGUCGCAUUUCUCAAACCCGCCGGUAGCAUGACCGGAAAAAUGUUUCCAAGUGGUGCAACGCAAGAUACCUUCACCGUUCAAUCAACAGUCUUCGGUGCUGUUCAUAUUCGAGCGAGCUUGGUUGAUGCAGCCAACCCGUUUGUACUUGUCGAUUCCAACUCGCUGAAUGUGAACGGCAAACGCGUAUGGCCAAUCGCAUCCGAACACGAUCUGAUCGCGCUUGCAGAAGAAAUCAGACGUGAAGGCGCUGUGAGGUUUGGACUAGCCUCCAAUGUCGAGAGUGCAGCGUUGACUCGCGGAACACCCAAGAUCGCGUUCUUGUCCGCACCCACGCAUGAGUCGUCAGAUAUCGACGUUCUGGCAUUUUCCAUGGGAAAACCACACCCGAGCAUUCAAAUGACCGGAGCUGUUUGCAUUGGGGCCGCAAUGGCCAUACAUGGAACUGUUGCUUGGCAAUUGUCAAAUGGACCACUAUGUCAAUCCCCUAAAUAUGGGAUGAAAAUUGAAGGUCAGAGCAUUGCGAGCCCUGUUCCAGUCCGGAUUCGACAUCCUGCUGGUGUUAUAGAGACUGAAACGACAUUGGGUAUGACAGGCGAUGGGAAUAUCGUUGUGGAGCAGGUGGCUGUUAUAAGAACUGCACGACGGUUAUUCGAGGGGAACGUUUUCUACAGAGCAUGA